GCGAGAGAAGGAGGGAGAGAGGGGGGUGUUUAGCUCAUAUCCUGCCUGGUUCCGACUCCGCUGCUGUGCGUGCCCUGCGCAGGAGGAAGCCUAAAUCCCGGAUCCUGCAGCUGGGGUUCCCCUCACGAAGGGCAGGAGAGAAGUGCGCAGGAUAGAGGAGGAGAGGGAGAGAAGGUGAGACAGGGAGAGCGAGAAGGAGAGAGAGAGGGGGGAGGAAUCAGAGUCGCCACAUCCCCGCUGAGGGAGAGCAUUUACGCGCGACCCAGCUGCACAUCUCCAGCAUCAGGACUAAAUCCCACCAGGACAACUUUCCUGUUUUGGACCGGAACUGGGAGACGUGGGGAGGAAAAGGUGAACUUUUAGCAGCAGACGGUUUCCAUGUCGAGGCGAACUUCCUCUUAAGGUGCCAAUUACAAAGAGUCUGGGUCGAAGCCUCUCUAGUCACUGGUGACCCUCUUGGCUAGCCAUGUUGUCAACUUUCUGGCUCCGAAGUGAAAGGGAUUACCUCAUUUUCAGUCCUCGAUGAAGAAAGAAGACCAACGCAGGAAAAUUAAGAGCUUAUGUGCCUGUUUCAGGGUCUGACCGCUGUUGCUUCCUGGUGAAACACAAGUGCUUUUUGGAGAGGAGCCUAAAACGAUGACUCGGUGCUGCUCAGGCAUACGUGGAGCGCUGGCUCUCCUGAUGCUCCUGUUCACCCUCAGGGGCAGAGGCUGCUGCUGGGGGCUGAAGUCCACCUCUGGGGACCUGGAGAAGUCCCCGCACUCUGAUCCAGACCCCUGGGAUGGCCUGCAGAGGCACAAACGCAGCUGGGUAUGGAACCAGUUCUUCGUAUUGGAGGAGUACACAGGAAAUGAGCCGCUCUACGUUGGCAAGUUACACUCAGAUGUUGACAAAGGAGAAGGGAAGGUGAAGUACGUGUUAACUGGCGAGGGUGCCACUUCUAUCUUCACCAUUGACGAGAACACUGGAGACAUCCACGCUACUAAGCGUCUGGACCGGGAAGCCCAGGCUUACUACACCCUCCAAGCUCAAGCUAUAAACAGACUAACGAACAUACCUGUAGAGCCUCGGUCGGAGUUCGUGGUCAAGGUGCAGGACAUCAACGACAACGAACCCAAGUUUCUAGAUGGGCCGUACAUGGCAGGAGUACCAGAGAUGUCACCAUUAGGAACCAUGGUGGUGCAAGUGGCAGCCACAGACGCGGAUGACCCGACAUACGGGAACAGCGCCCGGGUCGUCUACAGCAUCGUCCACGGACAGCCGUACUUCUCCGUAGAGCCAAAAACAGGUGUCAUCAGAACAGCUCUACCCAACAUGGACCGGGAGACGAGGGACCAGUAUGUGCUGGUCAUCCAGGCUAAAGACAUGGUGGGUCAAAUGGGCGGCCUCUCCGGCACCACCUCCGUUACAGUGACGCUGACCGAUGUCAACGACAACCCACCUCGGUUCUCUCACAAGAGCUAUCAAUACACCGUGCUGGAGGUGCUGCCUGUCAAAUCGGUGGUGGCCAGAAUCAAAGCCGCAGAUGCUGAUAUAGGCUCCAAUGCAGAGAUGGACUACAGGAUUAUGGACGGUGAUGGACCCGGCAUGUUCAACAUCACUACAGAUGAGGAGACACAAGAAGGGGUCAUUACCCUUCAAAAGCCUUUAGACUUCGAGACAAGAAACAGCUUUUCUCUAAGAGUCGAAGCCACAAACAGGAAUAUUGACUCCAACUUCUUAAGCUUGGGUCCAUUUAGUGACAUAACAUCUGUCAGGGUGACAGUGGAAGAUGUGAAUGAGCCGCCAAUCUUUUCCUCACCACUCAACAAGAUGGUGGUUUCAGAAGACGCCAAGGUGGGCACCUCCAUCGGGAGAGUAUCCGCCCAUGACCCGGAUACCUCCAGCAGUGCAAUCAGGUACUCCAUCGACAGGAACACGGACUUGGACCGCUUCUUUAAUGUGGACGCUCUGAGUGGGGUCAUCAGCACAGCCAAGCCUCUGGACCGAGAAGUCAAUUCAGUUCAUAAUCUUACCAUCUGGGCCACUGAGAGCCAGGACCCAGCCCAAAUCGGGAAAGGCAUCGCUCUCAUCACAGUGUUGGACAUAAACGACAACGCCCCAGUCUUUGCUAUAGAAUACGACACAACCCUGUGUGAAAAUGCCAUGCCUGGACAGCUGAUUCGGACGAUCAGCGCGGUGGAUAAGGACGAACCUCUGAGCGGUCAUCGCUUUUAUUUCACCCUGGAUGCGCCUGUUGCUGGCAAUCUCAACUUCACACUGCGGGAUAACAAAGACAACACGGCGUCCAUACUGACGAAGAGAGGUGGCUUCAGAAGGAGCGAGCAGCCUGUUUAUCGCCUACCCGUGUUGAUUACAGACAGUGGAAGUCCAGCCCUCAGCAGCACAAACACACUCUCGGUGCGUGUGUGUGAGUGCGACUCAAACGGCGAGACCUUGUCAUGUGGAGCGGUGGCCUACACGGCCACUGGUCUGAGUACCGGCGCCCUCCUGGCUAUUCUGGGCUGCAUCAUCACUCUUCUGGUGAUGGUUCUGCUAAUUGUGACGAUGCGCCGCAGGAGGAAGCAGCCUCUUAUUCUUGAUGAGGAGAGGGACAUCAGGGAGAACAUUGUCCGUUAUGAUGACGAGGGAGGAGGAGAGGAAGACACGGAGGCCUUUGACAUGGUCACCCUACGCAACCUCAACAUCGUCCGAGAUCCUAGUGUACGGCGGGACGUCACACCAGAUACUCCCACAUUUUUUCAUUACACCUCAGUGUCUCGCCCACCCUACAAGUCCCUGCCGGAGAACGUGGUGUUUCGGGAGUUUAUUUGGGAGCGGUUGAAGGAUGCCGACGUGGACCCAACAGCACCUCCGUACGACUCUCUGCAGACGUAUGCUUUUGAAGGCAGCGGCUCUGUGGCCGAGUCACUAAGCUCUCUGGAGUCUCUAAGUACAGACUCGGAUCAGAACUACGACUAUCUGAGCAAUUGGGGACCACGCUUUAAAAAGCUGGCCGAUCUUUAUGGCAACAGUGACAGCAGCGGCGUAUUCUCAUAGCCCACGAAGCAUUCCUCCUAAACUCUAAAACAUCCAAGUAAUAUAUUGUCAAGGAAAACCAUUUUGUCCGCCUUAGUGCAUCGGAGGAAAGAGAUUCAAAGACAACACAAGAGAUUGAGCUAAAAACUCUUUGACUUCAAAGAUUUUUGGUUUGUUUACCUGCCUGUAUGGAUUUUCAAAAGCGUGCUAUGGCGAGUUUUGACACAGACUUCAAAAAGUGGCUCGACUGAGGAGGAAGCCUUGUGUGCAAAAGACAUUAAAGGUUUCACAUUUGGGCUCGAUUCCAGCCGUUGACUGCAAAAUGCAUCACAUGUUGAAGCGGUAUUUUUUUUGUGUGUGUGUGAGUGUGUGUGUUUUUUUUAGUGACGAGGCACCUGUCCUUUCACUCCAGUGAUGGGCACAGGCCCAACGCUGCUGCUUUGAUGCAUUCCUUUGCAAUCUUUGUGCUAAAAAAACAUAAAAGUUUCUCAUGAAAUGCUGUCCCCCUGGCAGCUAAUUGGUGGUCACUCGGCUGCUCGUAUUAAAUAUGAGAACAUUUUUUUCCUUUCUCUGCCUUUUCAGAACUAUGGUAAUAGGGGCUGUUUUUUCUAAACUUUUACAUCCAGAGCCACAUUACCCUCGGACUCGGUCAUGCCUCCUAACUCUACACAUGGUGCAGUUUAAACAAGUUGUUUAUGUGCUAAGGAAGUGAUUUGAAUCAUAAAAAAUGGUUUUCUGUAUCUACAAGGUGAAACAGGAUGAUGUCUCUUCUCCUAACAAUACAGUUUGCAGGUGUUGCGAUGUAGUACGUGUCUUGGUCUCUUUCUACUUCUGACUUUCUAUUUUCUCAGCUGUUGGGGUUUCGUUGUCCUGUUUUUUUUACGAGGUCAGUGGCUCAUCGAGAAGCUGCACCAAUGGACUCCUUCCUGUGGUGUUUGACAUUCACCCAGACUUGACAGUUUAAAAAAAAAGUUUUUAAGAUGGCAGUUAUUUCCAAGCUGAAGUUGCGGUGUGUAAGUAAGUUAAUUUUGCUUCUGUAGUUUGCUAAUUCCAGCAUAUAUUGUCAUUUAAAAUUCAAUUUUUUUUAAAAACUGUAUGGUUUGAAUAUUGACGGUAAAAGGACACCCUGUAUGAUACUCAUGUUGUGGCAAAAUUUUGUUACAGUUGGGUGCAACCAAUAAGUAUUAUUUAUUUUAAAGAGGCAGAACUGUGCAAACAAUGUUUUUAUCCUUUUUGCUGAAAAUAAAAUGACAUUCAGUUA
Nothobranchius furzeri (turquoise killifish) is the source of this 4279-nucleotide messenger RNA. It is a transcript of the gene cdh7a, whose product is annotated as cadherin 7a. Gene Ontology annotation, biological process: calcium-dependent cell-cell adhesion; cell-cell junction assembly; adherens junction organization. Gene Ontology annotation, molecular function: calcium ion binding; cadherin binding. The record is from RefSeq and is a predicted model, not a curated record. Lineage: Eukaryota; Metazoa; Chordata; Actinopteri; Cyprinodontiformes; Nothobranchiidae. Gene Ontology annotation, cellular component: adherens junction; plasma membrane; catenin complex.